Molecule: messenger RNA, 703 nt
Organism: Chara braunii
Lineage: Eukaryota; Viridiplantae; Streptophyta; Charophyceae; Charales; Characeae
Source: the annotation of a GenBank genome assembly
CGGCAGCUAUAGCAAAAAAAAGCAGGCAGGCGGUGGCUCGGAGGCAGGAGCGGUAGCAGACGAAGCUGCAGCUAUGGCGGCCUGUGCGCUGUCCGGUUGCCACGUGGGCAACGCUGCUGUCAGCAGCAGUAGCAGCAGCUAUGGCGUUCGAACACGCUCAUCUUCCUGCCAAGAGAAUAGUGUUGUCGUCACCGCCAAUGUAGCUGGCAUUGCCGUGCCAGGAGCAUCAUCGCACGCGCCGCUGCGCGCCGAUGAUGGUGCUGGGAGAAGGAGGUGGUCCGUCGGGUUCGGUUUGAGUUAUGGCGCCAGCUUAGCUGGCACCAGAUUGCGUGAGGAUAAUAUUGCCAGCUGUCGGUAUCUGAAUGCGAGAUGGAAAUCCAUCGGACGGCUGACGUGUCAAGCUCAGGCGGGAGAGGGUUCGAGCGAGAGGACAUUCGUCAUGGUCAAGCCGGAUGGUGUACAACGAGGCUUGGUUGGCGAUAUCGUUGGGAGAUUCGAGAGGAAGGGUUUUACUCUGAAAGCGCUCAAGUUAUUCCAGUGCCCUAAAUCUCUUGCGGAGAUUUGGGAAGGUAAGGGAGUGGUUGCGUCCGCGAGGAAACUAAUUGGUGUGACAAACCCGUUGGAGGCCGAUCCGGGGACAAUUCGCGGCGACUUUGCAGUGGAGGUGGGGAGGUGAGUGACUAAAUGAAUGAAUGGAUGGAUG